Messenger RNA from Caenorhabditis briggsae, 708 nucleotides. The transcript is spliced from 4 exons. Bases 1 to 708 code for a protein of 235 amino acids. The record is from RefSeq and is a predicted model, not a curated record. NCBI's taxonomy places the organism in Eukaryota, Metazoa, Nematoda, Chromadorea, Rhabditida, Rhabditidae.
AUGUCCAACGAAUAUGUUCCAGUUGUUGUACAUCCAGUUCCUGAAGAAUUAAAAUUUCCUGAUCAAAUCCAUUCGGUUACCCAGCUGGAACCCGUUCCACUAGAUGCUGGUCUAUCAGAAGCAGCUGGAGAUAAUUCCUGGGGUCUUCAUAUGGAACCGAGUACCUGGACGUUGAAUUUCCCGAUGUACAAAGGUCAAACUUCUUCUGACGGUUCUCCAUCUAGCUCCAACGCGUCCUACGAAAAACUGCACUGUGAAAGAAAAAGUAUAACAAAUGAAGAGAUCGGUGCAAGGAGGGUAAGACAGGAACUCAAAAAGCGAAAGGAGAGUAGAAGAAACGAGAAGAGAGCAAUUAUCAGAUGUCGAUUGAAGAUGAAUUGCCCGCCAGCAAAAUUUGAAGACGCUGUGGAGCACUUCAAGUCAUCUGAAUUAUAUAACGAUCCAUAUCUCAAAAAAGAAUGGCUGAAAAUGACAGAUCAGGAGCGGCAACGAUGGUUGGAGAAAGAAGAAGCUGUCUUUGAGGAAAUAAAGGUCCAGUUGAGACUUGGCUUUGUUACUAUUCUGAAAUACGAGCAUGAAGAGAUGGAUGCUAUAAAGAAGCUAGAAAUAAAGAAUCAAGAAGACAAAUUCUGGAAUAUUUUUGCUGAAAAUCUCAAGAAGUAUCCACGUCAUGAUCUUGAACCAUUCCCGUUUCAUAUUUAUUUUUGA